Molecule: messenger RNA, 1969 nt
Organism: Folsomia candida
Lineage: Eukaryota; Metazoa; Arthropoda; Collembola; Entomobryomorpha; Isotomidae
Exons: 7
Coding region: 149-1219 (356 amino acids)
Source: RefSeq, a predicted model, not a curated record
UCUCACCUCGACAGAAGCGCAUCACAAAAUACCUCUCCGAAAUCUCCGUUUUCUAAAUUUUCGAACAUUAUAGCAAAGAAUCACAAUUACUAAAAGAAACCUUUGGUAAACUUGAUUUGUCAAAUCAUAGUACUCACUUUCUGGAAAAAUGAGCCAGUGGCAAGUCAAAGCGGACGGAAUGGGGUACACGGAAAAUAACGUUGAAGUUCGAGACAUGUGGAAGUUUGAGGAAGUGGAAACUGUUGAGUCGUCGUUUGGAAGGGUUGGACCAUCAUUUCAGAUAACUAUGAUAAGUGAUGAGCCUGAGCUGGGCGACAUUUCCGAGUUGGAUGCAGUACCACCUGUUGAAGGGGAUCUUGGGGGAUGUACUGUUUCACAUCAGGAUCAGAUGAACAAUGCUGAAAAUGGAUCGGUGUCACAAGGUGUGUUUCAAUGUACAAUGUGUCCAGAAGGCUUCGAUAAAAAAUUGCUCCUCAACAAUCACAUGAAGAAAAAACAUGGAAUUAAUUUUGUGUUCACUGAGCGGGGUCGAAAAGUGAAAUUGGUACGAUUGCCGGAAGAAGACACACCAAAGGGAAAGGGACAUGCUAGUACUUCAAAGGAUGUUGAACAGCGCGUUUGUGAAGUACUUGAAAAUAAAUCUGAUGAAGAUGAGGAAGGAUCUGGUCAAGGGCUUGGGUGUGGUUAUGCCGUAAAAGUUGACACUCCAGCUUACCAUAAGGCAAUAGAGAGGAACGAGAUCCCAUUUGCGGCAUUCUUCCCUAUAAACUCGAAGACAGGGUACUUGCUAAGGGUGCAAGAAUACGGACCCAACAAUAAUUUAUUGGACCCAGCUAGCAGGAAUGAUGUCAUCAGGGCGUUUCAAUAUCACAGACAAAUCGGUUCAUCUUACACGGCAGGAGACUUAUUGCCAAUUAUUGCAUUUGUUCGUCAAUAUUACAACCAUACCACGCGAUCAACGGAUAUUAACAUUUGUUCCCCGGAGAAUAUCCCCGACUUGGAGCUAAAGUAUAUAAGUCGGGACAAUUUCACCACUAUUGCUUUUGCAAAUCCGGGAAACAAUGUAUCAAGCUGUGAUCCUACCGACGAUGAAGAGAUGGAUGAUGAGGAUCCACUACCACCACCCACACCAAAACCAAAACGACGAGGUCGAAGGACAAAGAAGGAAAUUGAAGAGGCAAAAGUGAACGCGAAUUGCCGGGAGAAGAGUGAUGGUUAAGAAUUUGGUGUGGAUGUAUGUAAUCUCAUCAACUUUUUCCAAUUUUCAGAUUCAACGUAUAAUUCAACAAGCUUAAAAUUCUACCUAGCUGCAAAUGAAUACCAGUAAAUACAGUAAAUACAUUUUCAUGAGGAAUAAUAACGAAAAACUCUUUUGUCUUGUGACUCCUCGAGAUUUUUAUUUUGACAACAUGAAGAUAGGAAAUUUUCACAUAAUUAUUGGAAACAUUACGAUUCUAAUGAUUUCAUAUAUAGAUAGAUAUAUGCAUGUACAUAUGUAUAGAUACAUAGAUAGUCAAAAAAGAUAACAUUUAUACUUUAAAAGACGGUUUACAAUUGCACCACCCAUUAUAAAGUUGUUCACUAGUCAUUAUAUUCUACUCCUACAAACUACGUUUUCAUCUAAUUGUGGUAAUAAUCAAUCAAUCGUCAAACUUCACAUGAAAUUUCCGUCCAUACAUAACGCGUGACAUUUUUAUUUGUGGUCCACAAGUUGUGGAGGAUAAAUCUGAAUCUAGAUACAUACACAAACUAAAACUGCAUAAACUACUUCUGUAUAUGGUACUUUUUCGGUAUUGGAUGACUUAAAAGUAUACUAGCUCAUUUGGCGUGAUGUUUGUAGUCCUUUUUUUCCUACCACAAAUAUGUAAAUUGAAACCAUGUAAAAGAACGAUUUUUUUAACAAUUAUCUUCACUACUUUGCACUCCAUGUUCGACGAAUUAAAAACAUAUCGUAUGUGUAGUCUCACAA